Molecule: messenger RNA, 1338 nt
Organism: Punctularia strigosozonata HHB-11173 SS5
Lineage: Eukaryota; Fungi; Basidiomycota; Agaricomycetes; Corticiales; Punctulariaceae
Product: tubulin-tyrosine ligase
Exons: 5
Coding region: 1-1338 (445 amino acids)
Biological process (GO): protein modification process
Cellular component (GO): P-body
Source: RefSeq, a predicted model, not a curated record
AUGCAGGACUUCUCAGCUUUCGUAUCCUGGCCGUCCGCCCCUCUGACAAACUCUUUGGUCAGUAAGGCCUUGGAUCGUCUCUCAACACCGCCUAAGCUUGUAGACUCGCCCCAAGGACACACUCGCUUGCUGCAAUGGUCAACCUACGACGAUAUUGACCAUGACCUUACCCAUUCUGAAGCGGGCGUUUUGGCAUCGUCGUAUACCAUCCGUAAAGCUCUGAUACGCAAACAUUACCUUGCACGCUGCAUACACGCAUAUACCACCAAGCAUACUACCUCCAAGCUCGUGCGAUCUGUACCACGGUCAUGGGACAUUGAAAUCAGCUUCGCGGAUGAACUGGAGGACAUGUGGACAGACGAGCUCUGGGAUCUGGCGCAAAAUAUGGCUCCCGAGAGGUGGUGGAUACUGAAGCCCGGAAUGGCAGACCGCGGGAUGGGCAUAAGACUUUUCAACAGUCAGGACGAUCUUCAGCGCAUUUUUGAGGAGUUCGAGGGCGAUAGCGAUGAGGAAGAUGACGAGGGAGAGGGGGCAACGGCUGUCGUGACUUCGCAGCUGCGACACUUCGUGAUCCAAGAAUAUAUACCGAACCCCCUCCUCAUGGACCCGAACGAUAUUCCGUUGCAACCGUUAUCCGGUUCAGAUAACGGCAAAAGUCGCCAAGGCCACAAGUUCCACCUUCGUGCAUACUGCGUUGCCUCCGGCGCUCUCACAGUGUACCUCUACACGCGUAUCCUGGCGUUGUUCUCUGCAGUGCCCUACACCACCCCGACUCCACAAGAUGGGAAACACGGUGCAGACAUUGAUCUCACCCCCCACUUGACGAACACGUCUUUGCAAGCUCAUCGCGGCGAAGAGGGCGUGCGCCUCCUUGAUGAGCUAGCUGGGCAUCGGGUCUACUCAACGCCAUCGAGAGAUGAUGGUGUAACAACCACGCUCAAGGAAGAAGAUAUCGCCGACAUCAAGGACCAAAUAUCAGCAAUACUGGGUGAAACGUUUAAAGCGGCACAGGCCACGCCAAUACAUUUCCAGGCCCUGCCGAAUGCUUUCGAGCUUUUUGGAAUCGAUUUCCUCGUUUCGGAUAACUCGGGCUCUGUCUCCUCGGAGUCUCCGGACGACCAAUCGAAAUUCCAGGUCCAUCUGCUUGAAGUCAAUUCGGAGCCUGCGAUCGAGCUCACGGGUCCUCGUCUGCAUUGGAUCCUCGAAGAUCUAUUCGUUUCCAUUGGGAAGGUGUGCGUUGAGCCGUUCUUCGGUGAUCACAGUGUCGAGGAUUGGAAUUUGAACGAGACUCGGUUCUACCUUAGGAAAUGCUUGGACGUAGAGCAAAUGUACAGAUAG